Messenger RNA from Conger conger (European conger), 657 nucleotides. RefSeq names its product homeobox protein HMX1-like. The record is from RefSeq and is a predicted model, not a curated record. Lineage: Eukaryota; Metazoa; Chordata; Actinopteri; Anguilliformes; Congridae. Gene Ontology annotation, cellular component: nucleus. The coding region runs from base 1 to 657 and encodes 218 amino acids. The transcript is spliced from 2 exons. Gene Ontology annotation, molecular function: RNA polymerase II transcription regulatory region sequence-specific DNA binding; DNA-binding transcription factor activity, RNA polymerase II-specific. Gene Ontology annotation, biological process: negative regulation of DNA-templated transcription; regulation of transcription by RNA polymerase II.
AUGCCGUUAGCCUUUGCAAUCAAGUAUGCUGCCAAGUGUCCAGUGAUGGACUCCCGUCCAAAUGAGGGUGUACAUAAUCCCUGCAAUGAUUUUACAAUCAGCGCACGAGAUUCCCCGGUUGGUUCUGAGCUUGUGGAACUUAAUGAUGAAACAAGCAAGCGAACAGACAGGAGUCUGACAGGUGAAAACGACGAAGAUACUCGACACGCUUUCGAAGCACGAAUUGAACAAGAAGCUUCGGAUCACAGCUUGGGGCGCAAGAAGAAGACCCGAACUGUCUUCAGCAGGAGUCAGGUUUUUCAGCUGGAGUCAACGUUCGACAUGAAGCGAUACCUGAGCACCUCCGAGCGCGCGGGACUGGCCGCCUCACUUCACCUCACGGAGACUCAGGUCAAGAUCUGGUUCCAGAACAGAAGGAACAAGUGGAAAAGACAAUUAGCGGCAGACCUGGAGGCAGCGAACAUAUCCCAUUCAACUCAGAGGAUAGUCAGGGUUCCCAUUUUAUACCACGAGAACUUGACACAAAGCACCAUGGGCUUCGGAUUUCCCCAAGUGUCUCCCCCAGUACCUGGAUUUUCCAGUACCAUGAGCUACCCCAUUUCUUCUUUAUCUCAUCCCAUGUCUAUACUGAGAUCACAAGUGACUGGCCUUGUAUAA